GUGGAUCGGUGAGGCGUCGGUGGGCGCCGUUCCCUGCUUCUUCACCUCGCUGGUGUCUCGGCGCUGACAAGCGGCGGCCGGCGGGAUGGAGAAAAGCAGGAUGAACCUGCCCAAGGGGCCGGACACGCUCUGCUUCGACAAGGACGAGUUCAUGAAGGACGACUUCGACGUCGAUCACUUCGUUUCUGACUGCCGGAAGCGUGUGCAGCUGGAGGAGCUGAGAGAUGACCUGGAGCUCUACUACAAGCUUCUUAAGACGGCCAUGGUGGAACUCAUCAACAAGGACUAUGCGGAUUUUGUCAACCUCUCCACAAACUUGGUUGGCAUGGACAAAGCCCUCAACCAGCUCUCCGUGCCUCUGGGACAGCUGCGGGAAGAAGUUCUGAGUCUCCGGUCGUCUAUCAGUGAAGGUAUCCGAGCAGUAGAUGAACAGGUGUCUAAACAAGAGGACAUUCGGGAGAAAAAGAUGUGUGUGUUGAGACUUAUACAAGUUAUUCGAUCAGUUGAGAAAAUUGAAAAGAUCUUAAAUUCUCAAAGUUCCAAAGAAACAUCUGCACUGGAAGAACGCAGCCCACUUUUGACAGGACAGAUUUUGGAGAGAAUUGCUACAGAAUUUAACCAGUUACAGUUUCACGCUGUUCAAAGCAAAGGCAUGCCUCUUCUGGACAAAGUAAGACCACGCAUCGCCGGCAUCACGGCCAUGCUGCAGCAGUCCCUGGAGGGCCUCCUGCUGGAGGGCCUGCGGACCUCCGACGUGGACAUUAUACGGCACUGCUUACGGACCUACGCCACCAUCGACAAGACCCGGGACGCGGAGGCGCUGGUCGGCCAAGUGCUGGUGAAACCAUACAUAGAGCAGGUGGUUACGGAGCAGACCGUGGAGUCUCAUCCCAAUGGCCUUCAGAUCAUGUAUAACAAACUCCUGGACUUUGUCCCUCACCACUGCCGCCUUCUGCGAGAAGUCACGGGCGGAGCCAUCUCAAGUGAAAAAGGCAAUACUGUUCCUGGAUAUGACUUUUUGGUGAAUUCUGUCUGGCCAGAAAUAGUGCGAGGACUAGAAGAGAACUUGCCCUCACUUUUCAACCCUGGAGACCCUGACGCAUUUCACGAGAAAUACAGCGUAAGCAUGGAUUUCGUGAGAACAUUCGAACGGCAGUGUGGAUCCCAGGCCAGUGUCAGAAGGUUGAGAGCCCAUCCCGCCUACCACAGCUUCAACAACAAGUGGAGCCUGCCCGUGUAUUUUCAAAUCAGAUUUAGAGAAAUAGCGGGAGCCUUGGAAGCAGCGCUUACGGAGGGACUGGAAGACGCUCCAGCCGGGAGCCCCUACUGCCUGGCGGCUUCGCACUGCACGUGGAGCAGCCUGCAGCGGUGCUGGUCGGCGCAGCUGUUCCUGCCGGCGCUGGCGCACCGCCUGUGGAGACUCACGCUGCAGGUGUUGGCGCGGUUCUCCGUGUUCGUCAGCGAGCUUUUACUCAGGCCCAUCUCUAACGAAAGUGCCAAGGAUAUUAAAAAACCCGUGGUAACGGUUGGCAAAGACCCUUCCGCCGCCCAGGGAAGCGGUGAGGACCAAGGAAGCGGCCCUCCCGAAGCGAAGCCUGUCGCUUCCAUCUCCAGCUCCCAGCUUGUGUAUGUCGUCGCCGACCUGGACAGGCUUCAGGGGCAGCUUCCAGAACUCUUGGAAACAAUCAAGCCAAAACUAGAAAUGAUUGGCAUUAAGAAUUUUUCUUCUAUCUCAGCAGCCCUGGAGGACUCCCGGCAGGCCUUGUCGGCCUGCGUGCCCGCCCUCGGCGGCCGGAUCGUCCAGGACUUGAGCGAGUCCUGCUUCAGUGACCUGAGGGGCGCCCUGGAGGUCCCCCGGCUCUACCGGAGGACCAACAAGGAGGUGCCAACGACGGCUUCCUCGUACGUGGACAGCGCCCUGAAGCCCUUUCACCAGCUUCAGAGCGGGCACCGGGACAGGCUGAAGCCCGCAGUUGUUCAGCAGUGGUUAGAAGGCGCCCUCUCGGAGAGCACUCACAAGUACUACGAGACCGUGUCCGACGUGCUGCAUUCUGUGAAGAAGAUGGAGGAGAGCCUGAAAAGGCUAAAACAAGCCCGGAAAACCAACCCUGCCAACCCCAGUGGGCCCAGCAGCGGCGGUGGCAUGAGUGACGAUGACAAAAUCCGGCUGCAGCUGGCCUUGGACGUUGAGUACCUAGGGGAACAGAUACAGAAGUUGGGCCUGCAGACGAAGGACAUAAAAGGCUUCCCAGCGCUCGCGCAGCUCGUUGCUGCCGCCAAGGACCAGGCCGCAGCGGAGCGGCCGUAGGCAUCGGGGCCGCGGAGAGCCGGGCACCAGGCCAGGCGCCCGCAGGAAGAAAGCGGCUCUGUUCUCUGCAGCCCGAGCCUCGGAGUGGACGCAGUGUCCCCGCCGGGUCCCGAGCGACUCGCAGGCCCAGCUCAGCCCGCACGUUUGGGUUUUCUUUCACCCAAAAAGAACAAACAAGCCUUUUUCCGUUGUAUGGAAGAUAGUUUUUAAGACAUUUGAAACUUUCUACUAGAGUUUACAGAGCAAAUUAUUUUAUUUUUAUUGUAAACCUUAGUGAGGAAAAGCUGAUUUGUAAAAUAGGAUUAAAGUAAAUGUAUAUACGCAAACGCAGAACGGGUUCUCCCUGGCCCGCGGCAGAAGCAGCGCCCUCUCCAAGACACGUGUCGAUGGACCCCUGAGCGCGGCUAGAAAAUGCCGGCUCCCCACCCUCCCACUGGGUGUGUCAGGCAGUGCUCUGGCAUGCGGUCCACCCAGCCCUCUGUCAGGAGCUGGAGCCAGUCAGGGGGGUUUAUUUUCUGAAUAAAUGAAGUACCUGCCCAGAGCAUGCACACCUUUU
This is a messenger RNA of Artibeus jamaicensis (Jamaican fruit-eating bat), 2864 nucleotides long. RefSeq names its product component of oligomeric golgi complex 2 (gene COG2). Gene Ontology annotation, cellular component: membrane; COG complex. Bases 86 to 2308 code for a protein of 740 amino acids. Gene Ontology annotation, biological process: Golgi organization; intra-Golgi vesicle-mediated transport; protein transport. The record is from RefSeq and is a predicted model, not a curated record. Lineage: Eukaryota; Metazoa; Chordata; Mammalia; Chiroptera; Phyllostomidae. The transcript has 18 exons.